ACUGGUCUGAUUUUAUCAGCACUAUUAUUUCAAAGGAUGUUGGGAUGAUUAAAGAAGAAAACAAAAACAGUAUGAUAACAAUGUGAAUGAAAAAAAGUGAAAGAUAAAUCGAAAUUUUGUUUUACUUUUUUCAGUCAAAAGUUGUGGUGUUGAACUUUUUUCGAGUAGUAUAUUUUAACAUUUAAAAGCAAUAAAAACGGAACCGAAUAACUACCUACUAUGAGAAUCAAGAAUACUUAUAUUAAUCAUGACAAAACGAAUAGCCGUGAUUGGUGCCGGAGCCAGCGGACUUCCUGCUAUAAAAUGUUGUCUUGAUGAGGGACUGAUCCCAGUCUGUUUUGAAAUAUCAGAGAGAAUAGGUGGAUUAUGGAAUUAUACAACCGAAGCACGAGAUGGACGAGGUACGGUUAUGAAAUCUACGGUCAUCAAUGUCAGCAAGGAACUUAUGGCUUUCAGCGACUUCCCUAUUCCGAAAGAAUUUCCAAUGUUUAUGCACAAUACCCUCGUUCAAAAAUACCUGGAAAUGUAUGCUGAACAGUUCAACCUUCUACGACACGUGCAGUUUCAAAAAGAGGUAGUGUGGUGUGAACCAACCGUUGAUUUUGAGAAAACAGGAAAAUGGACAAUCAAAAUAAAAGAUAUUAAAAGCGGAAAAAUCACCAAUGAAAUAUUUGAUGGUGUUAUGGCGGCUACAGGUCACCAUGCAGUUCCACUUUUACCUGCUUUUGAGGGUCAAUACUCAUUUAAAGGAAGAAGUCUACAUGCCGUGAAGUACAGAGACUCGUUAGAGUUUUCUGGAAAACGUGUACUAAUCAUUGGUAUAGGAAAUUCUGGUGCUGAUAUUGCAUGUGAACUCAGUCGUGUUAGUUCAAAGGUCGUUCUGAGUACUAGAAGUGGAAGUUGGGUUAUUCAGAGGAUAGGAGAUAAAGGGAUGCCAUUUGAUAUGCUUGGGACAACAAGAGCAGUUCAGUACUUCCAAAAAAGUUUGCCUCUCUCAUUAUUGAACAGCUUAACAGAGAGGCAGAUUAACGCACGGUUUGAUCAUGAGAAAUAUGGGCUUAAGCCAAAUUAUCCUCCAAGAGCACAGGACCCCUUAAUCAGUGAUGAAUUUCAUUUGAAAAUAGCAAAUGGACUAGUUCAGAUAAGGCCAAAUGUUAAACAUUUCACCGAAACAAGUGUAGUCUUUGUUGACGGAUCUGUGUAUGAUGAUAUAGACGUUGUAAUAUUUGCGACUGGAUAUAAGAUAGGAUUUCCUUAUGUCGACAAAAAAGUUACGGAAUCUAGAGAUAACGUAGUGGACCUGUAUAAAUUUAUUUUCCCGCCAAAUUUAACUAAACCAACUUUCUCUGUUAUUGGAUGUGUCCAGCCGUUGGGAUCAAUCACUCCAGUAGCAGAACUACAGAGUAGGGUUGCUACACGUGUUUUAAAGGGAGAAGUGCAAUUGCCAACCAGAAAACAAAUGUGGAACCACAUCUACCAGAAAAGACAAGAACUAGUCAAGAAUUAUGCUCAUUCAUUACGUCACACUGUUAUGGUGGAAUUUAUCGAUUAUCUCGAUGAAUUAGCAGAAAUAAUAGGUUGCAAACCUCGACUGUGUAAAUUGUGGCUCACAGAUCCCAAGCUAGCCUAUGCCUGCACGUUUAAUCCAUGUGCAGCAUACCAGUAUCGUCUAAUGGGACCACUUCCAUGGAAAGGAGCGAGAGACGCCAUCUUUACACAAUGGGAGAGAACUCUAUUUCCAUUAAAACACCGAGCCAUGAAAGAACCAUACGAAACACAUAUAUUUCGAUAUUUUGUAGUUUUUUGUACCUUCGUUGUUGCUAUUCUGACAUACAUACUGUUUGCAGGCCAUAUCUAAUCCUUUUGUUUGGUGGAAAAAAAUGUUUAUUAUACUUUCUUCAU
Molecule: messenger RNA, 1902 nt
Organism: Mytilus trossulus (common blue mussel)
Lineage: Eukaryota; Metazoa; Mollusca; Bivalvia; Mytilida; Mytilidae
Product: flavin-containing monooxygenase 5-like
Exons: 7
Coding region: 248-1858 (536 amino acids)
Molecular function (GO): N,N-dimethylaniline monooxygenase activity; flavin adenine dinucleotide binding; NADP binding
Source: RefSeq, a predicted model, not a curated record